Drosophila ficusphila is the source of this 1124-nucleotide messenger RNA. Its product is annotated as zingipain-1. Gene Ontology annotation, cellular component: lysosome. The coding region runs from base 16 to 1041 and encodes 341 amino acids. Gene Ontology annotation, molecular function: cysteine-type endopeptidase activity. NCBI's taxonomy places the organism in Eukaryota, Metazoa, Arthropoda, Insecta, Diptera, Drosophilidae. The transcript is spliced from 2 exons. The record is from RefSeq and is a predicted model, not a curated record.
UUUUCGGGUUUCGCCAUGUUCGAGUUGCUGCUUUGCUGCCUUCUACUAACCACCUUCGGCGGUGGAUGGGCCUUUAACCACGGCCAGGAUUUGGUGGACUUUCAAACGUAUGAGGACAACUUCAACAAGACGUAUGCGUCAGCUUCGGCUCGCAACUUCGCCAACUACUACUUCAUCUACAAUCGCAACCAGGUGGCCCAGCAUAAUGCCCAGGCGGAUCGGAACCGCACCUCUUAUCGCGAGGCAGUGAAUCAGUUCUCGGACAUCCGACUGAUCCAGUUUGCAGCCCUCUUGCCCAAGGCGGUGUCCACAGUGACCUCGGCUGCCACGGAUCCACCCACCACCCAAGCGGCAGCCACAACCUCUGACAUCAUUACGGACUUUGGACUCACCGUUACUGUGGAGGAUCAGGGUGUCAAUUGCAGCAGCAGUUGGGCCUAUGCCACCGCCAAGGCCGUUGAGAUUCUGAAUGCCGUGCAGACGGCCAAUCCCCUGCCCGCCUCCUUAUCCGCCCAGCAAUUGAUCGACUGUGCGGGAAUGGGAGCCGGAUGCACUACCCAAACUCCACUGGCUGCCCUUAACUACCUCACCCAAUUACCCGAAUCAUAUCUCUACCCAGAGGUGGACUAUCCGAAUGACAAUACGUCGAAAACCCCUGGAAUGUGCCAACCUCCCUCCACAGUUACCGUGGGCGUUAAGUUGGCCAGCUACUCUACGAUCGCCGAUAAUGACGAUGCCGCCGUGAUGCGAUACGUGUCGAAUGGAUUCCCAGUGAUAGUCGAAUACAAUCCGGCGACCUUCGGAUUUAUGCAGUACUCCAGUGGGGUUUACGUGCAGGAGACAAAAGCCCUAACGAAACAGACGAGCUCCCAGUUUCUAGUAGUCGUGGGUUACGAUCACGACGUGGACUCCAAUCUGGACUAUUGGCGUUGCUUGAAUUCCUUCGGAGAAACUUGGGGCGAAGAUGGUUAUAUAAGGAUCGUGCGGAGGUCCAAUCAGCCUAUUGCCAAAAAUGCCGUCUUUCCAAGUGCGCUUGCCUAAAAACAAAGCAUUUCUAAUCAUUCCUAUACUUUAUAAAUAUAAAUAAAAUUAAAUUUAAUGACAAUGAAAAGGUUUGCCACUCU